Papaver somniferum (opium poppy) is the source of this 2460-nucleotide messenger RNA. RefSeq lists its product as uncharacterized. Bases 109 to 2229 code for a protein of 706 amino acids. The record is from RefSeq and is a predicted model, not a curated record. The transcript has a single exon. NCBI's taxonomy places the organism in Eukaryota, Viridiplantae, Streptophyta, Magnoliopsida, Ranunculales, Papaveraceae.
UUUAAUAAAGCGUGACACGUUGACCUCAUCGACAUCUCGAUCCCACCAUUAAAUCCAGACAAAACCCUAAUUAAAAAUCCAUUCUCUCAAAUUCUUCUUCCACCAACAAUGGCUGUUUCCGCCGAUUCAUCAUCUUCAACCUCCGUUUCUCAAUUUCAACUCAUCGGUCCUCCAUCUAUCCACCGCCAACCUUCACCAUCUCCACCUCCUCCGUCACCACCUAAACAAAAUGAUGAUGACAAUUCCCAAUUCUCAAAACCAGAUGAGUCAACAACAAUCCCUAAUUCAAAUUCAUCUCCAAAACCAGAUGAUCCAACUUUCAUAGAUCUAAUGGUUUCAAAUUUCAACAAUCUGAAAACAGAUUCUCCACCAUCUCCACCACAACCUCAACCUCCCCCUCCGUAUCAUCUCAGAGGUUUGACCGAAAAUGGAUCAGCAACAUAUAUUUCAUCAGACAAUCCAUUGCUUGAUUUCUUCUUUCAUGUGGUCCCCGAUACACCACACGAAAGCGUAAACCAAAGAUUAGAAUCGGCCUGGAAUUUUGAUCCUUUGAAAGCUUUGAAGCUGAUUUGUAAUUUGAGAGGGGUUCGAGGCACUGGUAAAUCUGAUAAAGAAGGGUUUUAUGCUUCGGCGUUAUGGCUUCAUAAGAAUCAUCCAAAAACAUUAGGUUCCAAUCUUAAAGCUAUGGCUGAUUUUGGGUAUUUUAAAGAUUUGCCUGAGAUUUUGUUUAGAUUGCAGGAAGGAAUUGAGAUCAGAAGAGAAUUGAAGAGUCAAUGGAUGAUUCAGAAAUAUAGUUAUCCGGUUGAUGAAGAGACUGGGAAACGUAUUUACAAGAAUCCAAAACAGGUGAAGGAUAGGAAGAAAGGGAAAAGGGGAAAGGGUAGAUCAGAUUCUGAGGAGGAGAAACCAGAGAAGAAGAAGAGUAGGAAGGAAAGGGGGAUAGAGUUGUCCAAAAGAGCUUUCGACAGGUAUGUGAAUGAUACUGAGUAUAGGAAUUUACAUGAUAGGAUAUCUGAGAUUUUUGCUGAGUUUUUGAUUUCUGAUUUGAAGCAUUUGAAUUCUGGUGAGAUUAAUAAGAUUAGUUUAGCUUCGAAAUGGUGUCCGUCUUUAGAUUCGUCUUUCGAUAAGUCUACAUUGUUAUGUGAAAGCAUUGCUAGGAGAAUUUACCCGCGUAGUUCGUGUCCUGAGUAUGAAGGUGUUGAGGAAGGUCAUUAUGCUUUUAAGAUUCGUAAUAGGUUGAGGAAAGAGUAUCUAGUUCCGCUGCGUAAAGUGUUGGAAUUGCCUGAAGUUUAUAUGAGUUGUAAAAUGUGGGAGUCGUUGCCGUACAAUCGUGUUUCAUCUGUUGCUAUGAAGAAGUAUAAGGGACUUUUUGAAGAGCAUGAUAAAGAAAGGUUUAAUCAGUAUUUAGAGAGUGUUAAGAAAGGAGAGACAAAGAUUGCUGCUGGCGCAUUGUUACCUCAUGAGAUCAUUGCUUCUUUAGAUGAUGAGGAUGAGGAUAAAGAUGCUGAUUGUAAUGUUGCGGAGCUGCAGUGGAGACGAAUGGUAGAUGAUUUGUCCAAGAUUGGAAAGUUAAGUGAUUGUCUUGCAAUUGCAGAUGUGUCUGGUAGUAUGUCAGGGACACCAAUGGAUGUUGCUGUAGCUCUUGGUUUGUUAGUGUCUGAGUUGAGUCAAAGUCCAUGGAAAGGACAACUUAUCACCUUCAGCGAAGAUCCUGAAUUGCACAAGAUUGAAGGUGACAACCUGAGAUCGAAGACAGAAUUCAUUAGAAACAUGGCCUGGGGAGGUUCAACAGAUUUCCAGAAGGUGUUUGACCAAAUAUUGCAAGUGGCAGUUGAUGGCAAACUGAAGGAAGACCAGAUGAUAAAAAGGCUUUUCGUAUUCAGCGAUAUGGAAUUCAAUGAGGCUGCAGGGAAGUAUAGCUACUCCUAUGAGGACCAAGCGGUGCUUGAUCCGACCAAGGAAUGGGAGACUGACUACCAGGUGAUACAGAAUAAGUUCAGGGAGAAAGGAUACAACAACGUGCCAGAGAUUGUGUUUUGGAACCUUCGAGACUCUAGAGCAACUCCGGUGCUGGGUCAACAGAAGGGUGUGGCAAUGCUUAGCGGGUUCUCUAAGAAUCUCUUGACCCUGUUUCUAGAGGGUUCCGAUCUUAGUGAUUUUACUCCCAUUAAGGUGAUGGAGAAGGCAAUCUCUGGAGAGGAAUACAGUAAACUUGUGGUAGUUGAUUGAUAACUGGUUCUCAUUCUACUGGAUUAUCAUUCAAAUUUUGAAACUAAACUCUGAUAUAUACUGGCACUUUGACAUCAUAGGAUGUUUUUUCUGUUUUGUUGCCGGUCCAACUCCAAUUCGAUGUUUGUUUCUGUAAGGCAUUCUACAUCUUACUUGUUUUGGGUUUUUCAUUUGUUGUUAUAUUGGAUUAUCAUUCCAGUUUUCUUUUGUUAGUCCUAUUGCUUCCGUUUA